This is a messenger RNA of Lolium rigidum, 1998 nucleotides long. RefSeq lists its product as uncharacterized. NCBI's taxonomy places the organism in Eukaryota, Viridiplantae, Streptophyta, Magnoliopsida, Poales, Poaceae. The record is from RefSeq and is a predicted model, not a curated record. The coding region runs from base 565 to 1887 and encodes 440 amino acids. The transcript is spliced from 3 exons.
CCCGCCCGUCAUCGCCUACUUCCCGUCCAUGAUCCCUCCAAUCAGUAGCUUGUUUACUAGUAGUAGCUUAAUCACACACGCUUAAGCUAGCUAAUCACCGGUUGCUUCCGUCCAUCUCAUCUGCCUACUCCACCGAUUAGCUAACGCAAAUGGUCUUUCCUAAUUUUCUUUCGAGAGAGGGUAUAAGAGUGGUCGCGGUCGUCGUCUUCCUCCCUCCUUCCAUUCUCUCUCUCUCCUUAGCUUGCUACUAGUCUACUACUACUCGCAGCAGCGCUGUCCUGUUCGUCUUCUCGCUCUCGUCCGCCUCCCGUUGAUUGAUUCGGCGUGCGGCCGGCGGCGAUGGCGAUCGGGGGUUGCUUGCCUGCAGCGAGCCGGGUCCCGGUGUGCUCGGCCAGUCAACGAGGAGGAGGUGCCUGUAGCCUAGCUGAGCUAUAGUGCUCGACCGAUCUGCUGCUUCUUGGCCUCCUGGGGGAAGAAACGAGAACAGCCGAGGCGUACGAGCUAGCUCGCAAGGACAGGACAAGCCAUGGAAGGAGCCCCAGUUAAUUUCCAGUGACGCGCACCAUGGAUCCCCAGACAUUUGUGAGGCUGUCAGUCGGGCAGCUUGGCCUGAGACUCCCCGGUGCAAGCUCCAGGAAGGCUUGCCACUGCGAGAUCAGGCUCCGAGGCUUCCCCGUUCAGACAGCUCCGGUGCCUCUGACAAAUUCUUCAGAGUUCAACCUCGACCCGCACACGAACGUCGCCGUCUUCUCGCUGGACGAGCCCGGUCUCAAGGCCCUAUCGACGCCGGGCUGCUUUCGAGCCCCGGAGCCGCCGUACGUCGAGAUCGCCGUGUAUGUGGGCAGGCGCGGCGGCGGUGGGUAUUUCUCUGGGAUGAGGCGGCGGCUGAUCGGGUCGGUCAGGGUGGAGAUCGGGCCGGAGUGGCGCGACGGGAAGCCCCUGCUGCUUCACCACGGCUGGACGGGCGUCGGCAAGGGGGAGCUGCACGUGAAGGUGAAGGCGGAGGCCGACCCCCGGUACGUGUUCCAGUUUGAGGACGAGGUCGCGCUGAACCCGCAGGUGGUGCAGCUCCAUGGCAGAGCCAGGCAGCCCAUCUUCAGCUGCAAGUUCAACCGCGACGUCCGGCGGGCGUCGCAGCCGGAUCAUUUGGGCGGGCAGUACUGGUCGACCUCCGGCAGCGGCGAGGAGAAGGAGAUGGCGGGGAGGAGGAGGGAGAGGAAGGGCUGGAAGGUGUCGAUCCACAACCUGUCCGGCUCCGCCGUGGCCGCGGCAUUCAUGGCCACGCCGUUCGUGCCGGCGACUGGCUGCGACACGGUGGCGCGGUCCAACCCCGGGGCGUGGCUCAUCGUGCGCGCCAACACGACGGGCUCGUCGGAGAUCUGGCAGCCGUGGGGCCGGCUGGAGGCGUGGCGGGAGUGCGCGCAUGGGGGUAAGGAGAAGGACGCCGUGUGCCUGCGGCUGCACCUCCUCCCGGAGCGGCGGGACGCGUGCGUGCUCGUGUCGGAGACGCCCCUGAGCUGCGACAAGGGCGGGGAGUUCUUCAUCGACAUGGAUAGGCAGUCGGUGCCCUCGGAUGAUGCUGGCACGGCGGAGACGUCGUACUGCGCGGCGAGCAUGGGGGAGUCGUGCGCGGGCGGCGGGUUCGUGAUGAGCUGCAGGGUGCAAGGCGAGGCGGCGAGCAUUAGCAGCCCGCCGCUGGUGCAGCUGGCCGCGCGGCACGUGACGUGCAUGGAGGACGCCGCCAUGUUCCUGGCGCUCGCGGCAGCCGUCGACCUGAGCGUCAAGGCGUGCCGGCCGUUCCGGAGCAAGCCGGCGGCGGCCGCCAAGAAGAAGAAGCAGCCUGCUGGCUCGUCGUCCCCUGAUGAUCCCCUCGAGCUCGACACGUAGCUAGAGCUAGCAGUUCAGGAACCAUGGCCACUCUGUAAAUCCGCUUUGUAAAUCAGAAGGAAGUUCAGAACCCCAUGAAUUUGUGAAUCUGACAGGACGACGAUUCAGUAA